UCGCCUGCGGCUUUUUUUGUUUUAUUUAAUUGAUUGUCACGUUUGUUGGUUCGGACCCGUCUUCCAGCCUUAAGACAGCCGGACCGCCACCCCUUUCACCCGGGAGCUUGUCGCGUGUCAAGUUUGUUGACAACUCUUUUGACGAGAGCAUCUAUAGCUUAGUUACCCAAGCUUAGCUUAGCCUAGCUGGGUUGUUUUCAGUUUCGCUCCGGUGAUGCGCGAAGGGAUAUGGGCCUUGCGUGAACGUUUUCCGCCGCCGUCGCACCGCCGUUAAUCAUUAACGCAACCCGGGAUUGCUUAGUAAGCUGAGCCCGGUGUGUCGGACAAACUCCGGCUCCGACGUUUCGAGAUAAACGACAAAACGGUUAGCCCGGAGCUAACGGCGGCGACCCAGCCGACCAGCUCGCUCGUUCGAUAGGAAUCGGACAGCCGAGCGGCGUGCAAUGGCCAGCGACACUGAAACAGGAUUUAGUUGGCGGGCCAACGGGGACAGCGCACCAGGCCCGGGGCCCGACCCCGACGACUGCCGAGGAGGGACGACUAUGAAGACCCUGGCGCGGCUGUGUAGUAGGGACGAAGAGGAACGGGCGGCGGCUCUCGAGGAGCUCAGCCAAGGGGUUCUGGUAUGUCUGGGUCUGGACCGGCCUGGUUCGACGCGGCUGGGCAAGGAGACGCUUCUGCAUCUGCUGCGGCUGGCCCGGUCCUGUCCGUUGCGGGAGGUGCGAUCCAGGGCCACCGAGCUGUUGCGGGCCGCACAGGAGCAAGGAGUUGAAGUUCCUCGCGCCCUGGCCUCGGGUCCCAGUGCCUUUAUUCCUGCCAAACAGAUCUUAAAAGAUGGUCCGGACCAGGACAUCCUGAUCGAGUCGUUCCUGUCUCUGGGCCGCGUGGACCACGUCACCAUGGUGAUGGCACUGCACCCCGCCUACCUCAGCUGCUUUCUGAGGACCCAGCAUGCUUUGCUGGAGAUGGACGGCCCCCUGCCUCGCCACUGGAGACACUACAUCGCCAUCAUGGCCGCCGCCCGCCACCACUGCUCCUACGUGGUACAGCAGCACAGCGCCAGCUUCUUGGAAGCCGGCGGCGACGAGAGCUGGCUGAGUGGGCUGCAGAAUGCCCCGCCCAAACUCAGAGGUCUCAGCCCCCUCAACAAACUGCUGGCCCACAGACCCUGGCUCAUCACACAGCUGCACAUCCAGGAGCUUGUCUAUCCGGGCGCCGAGCUGCGCUGGUCACUGGCCGAGCUGAUCCACGCCGUCAUCCUGAUGACGCACGCCCACGCGCUCUGCUCCUUCGUGUGGGGCUGCGGCAUCAACCCCGAGCCGGAUCACGCAGGCGGCCACACCUUCCGGCCGCCGUCGCCCGGCCACCCCACCCGCAGCCCUCAAAGCCCGGCGAAUGAGGACAGCCGGCAGGAGCUGGUAGAUGGUGCAGUGGAAGUGGAAGUACUGAUGAAGAGGAUGGUCGAGCUGCAGGAACAGCAGGAGGAAGAGUGUACACAGGAGGAGAUGGUCACACGCUUCGAGAGGGAGCGAAGCGAGAGUAUCCCCACCGCUUUGGUGCGAGGCGCGCCACCCGAGAGGCUCCUUCACCUCAUGGAGGACCCGGAUUUCAGAUACGAGGACUUUGCACCCAGAGGAGAGCAGGCUCCGCCCACCAUGAGAGCUCAGGACUACUCGUGGGAGGACCACGGCUACUCGCUGGUUAACAGGCUGCUGCCGGACAUGGGACAGCUGCUUGACGAGAAAUUCCAGGUGGUGAGCAACCUGACGUACCACCGGAUGGCCAUGCACGAGGGUGUGGACACGCACACGCUGAGGAAAGCCCUGUGGAACUACAUCCACUGUCUCUACGGGAUACGGUAUGACGACUACGACUACGGCAGCGUCAACGUGCUGCUGGAGCGCUCCCUUAAAGUGUUCAUCAAGACCAUGGCCUGCCAUCCCGAGCAGACCACGGGGCACAUCUACCACGCCUUCUGGAGGCACUUCAGGCACUCGGAGAAGGUGCACGCCAACCUGAUCGUGUUGGAGGCUCGCCUGCAAGCAGCGCUGUUGUACACGCUGCGAGCCAUCACUCACUACAUGAGAUGACCAUCACCAUCACCACGUUUGCCGAUGCUGUGUGUUUGUGUUGUUCUUUCCCACCAUGGCCUCCUUCCAACCAAAUGUUUUGCCCACACAGCCGAUGCUUGUAUUUGCAUAUCUUUUUGCAUAUCUUUUUUUUUAAAGAAAGAUGAGAAAACCUUUAUUUGUCUCACAAUGGAAACAUUCCCAAUUUACAGAAGCAAAAUUCUGAAAGGGAGAAAGUAGAAGACAAAAAGUAUAUAAAUCCAGUGUUCAGCGUGUCUGAGCGGCAUGCGCCGAUUCAUAUUUAACAUGUUUGUUUUUUUUGCACCAAAAGUAUCCACGCCAUUCAUUUGGCCAGUUGCGACUACUCAUCAGGUGUUUGUUGUUUAAUUUAUUACGGGUUUUGUUUAUGUUGUCCCUACGACUACUUUACACUCCCUCCUCCACCGGUGUCCUUAAGCGCACUUUGAGGGCCGAGAGUAAGAAAAUGACAAAAAGCUUGUAUUUUUCUAUUCAAUAAAUUGAGUUGACACGAAAAAAAA
Molecule: messenger RNA, 2608 nt
Organism: Hippocampus zosterae (dwarf seahorse)
Lineage: Eukaryota; Metazoa; Chordata; Actinopteri; Syngnathiformes; Syngnathidae
Gene: sesn2
Product: sestrin 2
Exons: 11
Coding region: 444-2090 (548 amino acids)
Biological process (GO): negative regulation of TORC1 signaling; cellular response to L-leucine; cellular response to leucine starvation
Cellular component (GO): nucleus
Molecular function (GO): L-leucine binding; oxidoreductase activity, acting on peroxide as acceptor
Source: RefSeq, a predicted model, not a curated record